AUGGAGGACUAUAAGCCAAUGUCUAUGCCACUUGUAACAAAUUGGAAGAAGGUUGAUGCUUCUAGAUCAGAGGCAGUGGACCCAACUUUGUAUAGACAGUUGAUAGGCUCUCUUAUGUAUUUGGUCAACAGUACGCCAGACAUUUGUUUUGCAGUGAAUUCACUUAGUCAGUUUAUGGUGGAACCUAAACAUGUGCACCGGAUAGUUGAGAAGCAUGUUUUGAGGUAUCUCCAAGGCACAAUUGAUUAUGGAUUGAGGUAUAUUCAACAUGAUAGAAUGAAUCUCAAGGGGUAUACCGAUGCAGAUUGGGCAGAUAGUACCACUGACAUAAAGAGCACUUCAGGGUGUUGCUUCAGCUUGGGAUCAUGA
This is a messenger RNA of Cryptomeria japonica (Japanese cedar), 369 nucleotides long. RefSeq names its product secreted RxLR effector protein 161-like. The coding region runs from base 1 to 369 and encodes 122 amino acids. The record is from RefSeq and is a predicted model, not a curated record. Lineage: Eukaryota; Viridiplantae; Streptophyta; Pinopsida; Cupressales; Cupressaceae. The transcript has a single exon.